Ixodes scapularis (black-legged tick) is the source of this 3683-nucleotide messenger RNA. RefSeq names its product adenylate cyclase type 3. The coding region runs from base 202 to 3261 and encodes 1019 amino acids. The transcript is spliced from 17 exons. Gene Ontology annotation, biological process: cAMP biosynthetic process; intracellular signal transduction; adenylate cyclase-activating G protein-coupled receptor signaling pathway. NCBI's taxonomy places the organism in Eukaryota, Metazoa, Arthropoda, Arachnida, Ixodida, Ixodidae. The record is from RefSeq and is a predicted model, not a curated record. Gene Ontology annotation, molecular function: adenylate cyclase activity.
GUCAGUCAUCCAUCACUGGAAUUCGCCGCACCGCUGCUACGGAGAACGUUCGGUCCCUGACAAAGGUCGCCCAGACGCGUAGGUAUUUCUUGCCGAUGACUGCGCAGAAGGACUUGCUGCGAGCACCCAUGGACUAAAUUCAGUGACGCAAAGACUACCAGGGGCAGCUGGACUAUCUGCUGGCCACCUGCAUCGAGCGUGAUGGGGCGACCGCGCAGGGCCCCGGGCUCAGGCCAGCACGCAGCCAUGGCGGCAGGGCCCGUGCGCCCGCUGCUCAAGCGCACCGACACCGAGCUCAGCAUCGACCAGAGCGGCCUGCAGAGGUUCCUGCCGCGCCGGUUCCGGUUUCUGUUCGCGGACGCCCAGGCCGAGAGCCUGUACAGGGACUACUACCGCACCCAGAAGUGGCUCGACUUCAAGGCAUGGCAGGCGGCGGCCGUGCUGUGCUGUCUGGCGCUCGCUGCCGUCGCGCUGCCGUUCUGGCUGGUGAAGGCCCCGCACUGGAGCGGGCCGGCCCUGCUCGGAGGACAGGGGGUAGCCCUCGUUGUGCUUCAAGUGGUGGCUUGGAGGUGGCCGGGGGGACAGUGGGCAGCGCUGCCGGCGGUCUUGGUGCAGCUGCUGCAGGGCUGCUGCGCUGCCCUGCUCAUACCGGAGGCGACGCGCUCCGAAGAUGCACUGCCUUGGCUACUGCUCUACUCAUUCGCGGCCCACGCCAUGCUUCCGUGGCGCGUGCUGCCAGCACUGGCGGCUUCCGGCACCCUGCUCAUCGCCCAGCUGGCCUUGUGGCAGGGCCGGCCACCCCUCGCGUCCGUCGCCCUGCUGGUGGGCGCCAACCUGCUCGGCCUGCUUGCCUUCCUGUGGACGGAGCGUCUGCAGCGGCGAGCUUUUCUCGAGACGCGCCAGUCCCUCGAGGCCAAGCUGGUCGUCGAGGAAGAGUCUCAAGAGCAAGAGAGACUCCUGCUGUCCGUGCUCCCCAAGCACGUGGCGGCCGAGCUCAAGCAGGACCUGGACGCCGUCGUGCAGGGUCCCUUCAAGAAGAUCUACAUGAGUCGGCACGAAAACGUGAGCAUCUUGUUCGCCGACAUCGUGGGCUUCACGGCCUUCUCGUCCACCUGUCCCGCCCCGGAGCUGGUACGGACUCUCAACGAGCUGUUCGCCCGCUUCGACAAGCUCUCAGACAAGUUCCACCAGCUCCGCAUCAAGAUCCUGGGCGACUGUUACUACUGCAUCAGCGGGGCCCCAGAGGAACGUCCGGACCACGCCGUGCUCUGCGUGCACAUGGGGCUGAGCAUGGUCGAGGCCAUCCGCUCCGUCCGGGAGCAGACCAAGUCCGGAGUGGACAUGCGCGUGGGCAUCCACACGGGCGCCAUCUUGGCCGGCGUGCUGGGCCAGAGGCAGUGGCAGUUCGACGUCUACAGCAAGGACGUCGUGCUCGCAAACAAGAUGGAGAGUGGUGGCCUGCCAGGGCGGGUGCACAUCUCGGAGAAGACCCUGGCCUUCCUCAACGGAGAGUUCCAGGUCGGCCCAGGAGACGGGGGAUCCCGGGAGGAAGCCCUGCGCCUGGCAGGCAUCCAGACCUACUUCAUCACCGAGGUUCUCAAACCGUACCCUCAGGGCACGCUGGAUCAGAACAGGAAGCUGGAAGACGGCACUGCCGGGGGAAAUUCCUCGGGACCGCAGGGUGACUCCGACGAAGAGGAGUACCGUCGGAGGCUGCACCGAGAGCUGCUCGAAAGGGACACCGAAAAGGAACUCCGCGAGCACGCAAACCCGCUCAGCCUGUGCUUCCGCGACAACGAACUGGAGCGCCAAUAUGGCGGAACCUGCGACGUCAGCUGUUGCAUCUCCGUAGCCGCCUGGCCCCUGGUGGCCCUGUGCUCGGCGGCGGCCUACCCGCUCGGUCACGUGACUGCCUUGGGCUCCUACAUGGCCGGCCUGGUGGCACUACUGGCCCUGGCUGCGGCCUGCCUUCUUCCAUUCCUCGCACAGACAGCACCUCGUCCGGCGUCUAUGCUGUCUUCAGCUGUGCAGAGAAGAACCUGGGCCCGACUCCUGGUCGCUCUGCUGGCCGUCCUCCUCUGGGCUGCCAUGCACUUGGCCACAACGCUCCUGGGGGCCUCUGAAGAGCCCGAGCUCGGGAGGACCGCGCGUCACACGACAAGCGUGGCGGUGCUCGCCCUGCUGGCCGUGGCCGUCCUCGUCCGGCUCAGCUACCUCACCAAGCUCGCCUUCCUGUUGCUCAUAACGGCGCUGCAGUGCGCCGUCAACCAGGUCGGGCCCAUUCUGACGCAGUUCCUGGCCGCGAUGCCUCGGGCACCGCUGACUCACGGCGACGCGCAGAGCAUCUACCUGGCCGUCAUUGCUCUGGCGCUGGCCCUCGUCUCCAGACAGCUGGAGGUAACGUCCCGGCGGCUGUUCCUGUGGCGCAAGGACGUCGAGGAGCAGAAGGAGAAGGUGGCCGACAUGAGGCGCAAAAACGAGGCCCUCGUCUACAACGUGCUGCCGCUGCACGUGGCCAAGCACUUCCUCGGACGACGGAGGCACGACGACGAGUUGUACAGCAAGAGCCACGAGUCCGUGGGCGUGCUGUUCGCGGCCAUGCCCAACUUCUCGGACUUCUACACGGAGGAGUCCGUGAACAACCAGGGCCUGGAGUGCCUUCGCUUCCUCAACGAGGUCAUCUCCGACUUCGACGCGCUUCUGGAACAGCCUCGUUUCAAGGACAUCCUAAAGAUCAAGACCAUCGGGUCCAGCUACAUGGCGGCCAGCGGUCUCAGUAAAGAAGACGAGCCGGCUGGCGCCAGCCUGCAGGAUCGCUGGGGCCACCUGGCACAGCUGACGGAUUUCGCGCUUGCUCUCAAGGACACGCUGAACAACAUCAACCGGGAGAGCUUCAACAACUUCGUCCUCAAGAUGGGCAUCAACCAUGGUCCCAUCACGUCAGGGGUCAUCGGGGCACGCAAGCCCCAUUUCGACAUCUGGGGAAACACAGUCAAUGUGGCCAGCCGCAUGGAAAGCACGGGCAAGGCAGGGAACAUUCAGGUGGUGAAGGAGACGGCGGACAUCCUGGAGGCGUUUGGCUUCAGCCUGGAGCAGAGGGGCCUGGUGUCCGUCAAGGGCAAGGGCAUGCUCAUGACCUUCUACCUCCUGGGCAGGCGGGGCAGCGUGCGCACCAACCCACUGGCCGACGACGACGUCGCCACCGCCCUCCCCAACGGGGCACCCCACCCCGCGGGGCCGGACCCCGCAAGCCCCAGCUGAGGGGCUUAGGCCCCACGCUCACUCUCUCGCGUCACGGGGCUGCUUCCCGGUGCUACUGACCCCGCAGCUCUGUGGGCCCCCCCCAAGAUCCGGGGCCUGCCCCAAAGAGGUGCCAGGUCCCCCAACGGGGACAGCAAGAAGACCCCCCCGACCCUUUCCGCAAUGACGGCAGCAAGCAGUGCCGCAUCCGGCGGAAGGGCGCUCCGACGGGGGGCACAGCCUGGCACCCCCGUCUCCCUUCUUCUGCUCUAGGCAGCCACGUCGUCAAAAGCGUCAAAGUACCGCCCGGAGAAAUGCCUUCGGCCCCAGCAGCCCAAAAGUGUUUGCACAGACACAACACUAUGCAAAGCAAGGAACCCCCCUCGUCGCCCUCCCCCACCUCCCUCUAGCAGGUUCGAAAAUAAAGGCUUGGUGUCCUCUUC